Messenger RNA from Oryzias melastigma (Indian medaka), 1749 nucleotides. Its product is annotated as cornifelin homolog. Lineage: Eukaryota; Metazoa; Chordata; Actinopteri; Beloniformes; Adrianichthyidae. The transcript has 4 exons. Bases 699 to 1052 code for a protein of 117 amino acids. The record is from RefSeq and is a predicted model, not a curated record. Gene Ontology annotation, cellular component: cornified envelope.
AAAGUUUUAAAAAUUCAGUUUUAGUGUGUUCAAUAAAUGUUUAUCCUGUUCGUUGUGUUUUGGAUUUUGCCCCCCAUGCGAUUGAGUUUGACACCCCUGUCUUAAGCAGUUAAAGCCCUUUACAGAUUCCAGUGUUACAUUUCAUCGCCUACUUCUUCCCAAAUGCAUUUCUCUACAUCAUCAUCACUGGACACUCAAACAUUUCCAUUAAGACUUUUGCUAAUAGAUAAAUGAGUUAGUUCUGUUGGACUUCUCCAUUACAUCCUGAGUGAAUCCAUCUCUUGCUCUUUCGAACCUCAGCCUUGAGUGGCAAGGAUGUAAUGCAUCUGCAGGCGUCGUAUUAAUGCGCGGUUUGAGGAGCUCUCUCUUUGCUUUGCACCACUUCCCUGAACUGUGCAUCUCUGACGUCAACUCCGAACCUUUUAAAUCUUCCCCAGAAAAGAAAAAACCGUGUCAGUGACCUGGAGCAUUGGACCUGCACCCACCUCCGAUCUCAGAAUCAGUUUCUAGUGAAUUUGUCCUUUGAAUCGCGGCAGAUCUUUGUCAUCCCCAGAAGCAGCCGUUUGUCACCACCAGAAGCAGCAGCUCGCAGCUCGUCACAGUUUCCUGUGUGGUGUGCAGCUUGUCAGUUUGAUCAGGAGGAGUUCAGACGCUCAGAAACUUCUGCUAAAUAAAGCCCAGUGAUCCAAAUCAUAGAAAUGUCGAACCCUGUGGUGACCCAUCAGCCUGGUGCAGGUGGAUAUGGGACAAAUGUCCAGACAGGGGAGUGGAGCACAGGCUUGUGCUCGUGCUGCAGCGACUGCCUCAUCUGUGCCUUCGGUUUUUUCUGUCCAAUCGGACUGUCCUGCUACACAGCUCACAAAUAUGGAGAAAACGCCUGUUUGGGUUGUGUACCGGGAGGCCUGACAGCCAUGCGGACUCAUAUGAGACUCACUUACGGGAUUCAGGGAACAGUAUGCAACGACGCCAUUAUGAUGUUCUGCUGUGGGAUUUGCGAAUUGUGCAGGAUGGCUCGAGAAAUCCGCGUCCGGAAUGGAGAAGUGUCCGUUUAACAAGGUGUACAGCAGGCAUCAUGUGGAGGAAAUAGCUGUUCAUUUCUUUAGCUUUUGUUGCAAAAAAACAGAAGCUAAUAAUGAGAUUCAAUCAACUUUGUUUUUGUCCCUUUAAUUUAAUUUUUUUUUUUUAUGUUAAUGUUUAUCGGAAAUUCAGAAUCUCAUGAUAUGGCUGCAUUGGCUUAUCAGUUGCAUUAUAAUGGUAAACAUAAUUAUAUUAACUGUAAAAAUGAUCACAACAAAGUGCAUGAGAUCUGUCUUAAAAGCAUUUUCUUGUGGGUCUGCAUCAAAGAGCAGAACUGAGUUUGUGGCUUGUUUUUAAGAUGGAAAAAUGCAUUUUAUAUCCACUUAAUUGACUUUUCCUCUGCACAAAUGCAUCCUUCAAGUUCAGAACAAGAUUUACUUUGAAACAGGAGCUUCACAUUGAGGCUCAGAGGGCUGAAGUUUGUUUCUUUUAUCAGCAUUUUGUAUAAAUACAGAAUAUUUCCCUUCAGACGUGUUGAAGUUAAACUCAAAUGUGACCAUUCACACAUGCUAUAUCAAGAUGGAGGGGUGAGUGACAAACUGUGGUUCUAAAUACACCUCUACAGUGGAAACUACCGCAGAAGCUCCUUUUAAUCUUUCAGACAUACGCAAUCCAGCUGUGGACAGAUCGUGUCAACAUGAAAGACAGCUACUGCAAAAAAAAAAAAAAAAA